Molecule: messenger RNA, 2963 nt
Organism: Oryza sativa Japonica Group (Japanese rice)
Lineage: Eukaryota; Viridiplantae; Streptophyta; Magnoliopsida; Poales; Poaceae
Cellular component (GO): membrane
Source: RefSeq, a predicted model, not a curated record
UCAAGUUUAAUUUAAUUUAGCUACGUAAUGGCGAGCGGCGGCGGCGGCGACGGCGAAGGGAAGCCGCCGGCGAAGGAGGAGUCGACGGAGUACCGGCUGAGGAAGUACCUGCUGCUGCUGGCGACGCUGGUGGCGACGGUGACGUACGCGGCGGGGCUGAACCUGCCGGGCGGGUCCUGGGAGGAGGACGCGCCGGCGCCGGCCGGGCUGCGGGUGGUCGCCGGCGACCCCAUCCUCCGGGAGACGCGGUACACGCGGUACGUCGUGUUCUACGCCUGCAACGCGGUGGCGUUCGCGGCGUCGCUGGUGGUGAGCCUCAUCGUGCUCGUCCUCCCCAAGGAAGGCGGCGGCCGGCUGCUCGGCGCCAUGCGCGCGGUGAUGGUGGUCGACCUGCUCGGCCUCAUGGGCGCCUACGCCGCCGGCAGCAGCCGAGACGGGUUCACCACCGCCGCCGCCUCCGCCCUCCUCCUCCUCGUCUUCGCCUACGUCGCCGGCGCCUUCCUCGCCUCCCUCAAUCUCAUCACCGUCAGAUGGCAGCUGCCGUGUCAAGAACGAGCAUCGCCGCCAGCGGCGGCGCCGCGGCCGCCGCCGCCAGGAGACCAAGAUCCGGCAGCAACCAAGGCGAUGAAGUCGGAGCACGAGAUCCUGCUGCUGCUGGCCAUCUUCGCGGCGACGAUCGCGUACGUGGCGGGGAUGAACCCGCCGGGGGGAUUCUGGCGGGACGCCGCCGUGGGCGGGGAGCACGUCGCCGGCGACCCGGUGCUGCAGGGGCGGGAGCACCCGAACCGGUACAGGGCGUUCUACGUCUGCAACACCGCCGCCUUCGCGGCGUCGCUGCUCGCCGUGAUGUUCAUCGUCGUCGAGGACAAGAGGCUCCGCCAUUGGAGGAGGGCGGUGCCGUACGGGCUCGUCGUGGCGGCGCUGCUGGGGCUCGGCGGCGCGUACGCCGCCGGGAGUUGCCGGGACGGGAAGCACACGGCGUACGUGGCGUGCCUGGUUGCCCCGGUCGUUGCCUACAUUGCCAUCCUCUAUAUAGCUUGUCCCAGCCGCAGCCCAUCGUCGACGUCGAAAUCGCCAUCGAAUACAAAUACUACAACCACAACCAUCAGCAUCAGUGACAGCAAACAAGACAAAGAGGUGGAUAAGAUUUGUGAGUACAUUCAGUUGCUUGCUACUCUAGCAGCGACCAUUGCUUACCAAGCAGGAAUAGAUCCACCUGGUGGUGUCUGGGGAGAGAGCGGGAAGGGUCAUAGGGUUGGAGAUCCAAUACUCCUCACAACGCAUCCCAGGCGGUUCAAGGUCUUCUUCUAUUUUAACUCUGCAGCUUUUGUGGCGUCCCUGGUCAUCAUGGCACUGUCGCAGAAUAAAAGAUUGGUGAGGAGAUACCAUGCUGUACUGGAGGCGACCAUGAUACUGGACCUGUUCGGCCUCAUAGGAGCGUACGCUGUCGGGUGUUGCAGGGACACGAGCACCUCCAUUUACAUCAUCGCCAUGGCUGGUGCUGUCCUUGUCUAUGUAGUGAUUCACAUUGUCUUCUUCACAUUGGAGACUAAAAAUGGCGGUGAUGAUCAGUUGGAGGAGCAUCGUGAGGUGCUGCUUCUUCUUACGGUCUUGGCUGCGACACUCACCUACCAAGCUGGCCUAACCCCGCCAGGUGGUUUCUGGGAGAACGAUGAGAAGUUUGGCUACCAUGCGGGCUUCCCCGUGCUCCUAAACAAGGACCCUUGCCGCUACAAGGCAUUCUUCUACUGCAACGCGGCAAGCUUCAUGGCGUCUGUGGCUCUAAUUGUUCUUCUUAUGAACAAAAAUCUAUAUCGGCCAGGCAUUCGGAGCUAUGCCCUCAUUAUCUGCAUGGUAGCAGGCAUGUUUGGGGUUCUGGGUGCCUACGCUGCUGGAAGCUCCAUAUAUCUACGGACCUUCAUCAUUGUACUGGUAUUGGUUCUUGUGGUUUUUGUAGGUGUAAUCUGUCUGGCAAUCAACCAUUUCAGAGAAUUAAAGAAGAAUACACAACAACAACAACAACAACAACCACCACCACCACCAACGGGAACCAAUGGGUUCUCCUCGCCAAAGCUUUCGAUGCAAGAAGAAGAUGUGAUCAAGUACCUGAUGCUGGUAGGGAUACUAGCCGCGUCUAUCACCUACCUGACAGGCCUAAAACCACCCGGCGGCCUAUGGAGGGACGAAGGCGAUGGACACUCUGCGGGCAAUCCGGUCCUCUAUGACAUUAACAUGCGACGAUACAAUACUUUCUUCUACAGCAACUCCACUUCCUUCAUGGCUUCUAUCACUGUCAUCGUGCUGCUACUCCAAAGGAUGUUGUCGCCCAAAACGGGUGGCGAAAAGGUCUUUUGGCCGAUGCACACGGUCAUAGUGUUGGACAUGCUUGCCCUCCUGGUAGCCUACGCAGCAGGCAGCGUUCGGGAUUGGGAAACAUCCAAGAAUGUCUUCCUCCUGCUCAUCCCCAUACAACUCUUCGUUGGGGGUUUGUUCUUCAUAUGCAAGAAAAAACAAACUUCACCACAAGAUGAUGGUUCAGCUGCUGGGACUAACAUGUAGCCGAAGUCAAAUUCUGCCUAAGAUAUUUGAUAAAAGUUGAGUUUUUUUUUUCAGGUUGGAGCCCGAAGUGUGUGUCAAGAUAUCAAAUUGUUUGCUCUACUAUGUAUUCUUUAGUGCCUGCACAUUUGCACGUCUGGUAUCAAUAAUUUAACUUUGCAUGUACCAUUGUUUAUUUUUAACUUUUAUUAUUAAUUUUUAAUUUAUCUUACCAUCGAUCUUCUUUGGUAAUAGACCCAAAAUUUGUAAAACUCAAAGUUUGAAUUAUGGGCAAUGAAAUGUGUGUCCCUCUGUCUUUUGAAUUUAUGUGGCUUGUUUUUGGUUCUUAAAUACAUUCAUAUGCAUUAACAUGGAUUAGAUGAAUUUUCAUUCCGCUCCGCCCGCCGGCCUUCCUGACUGAAGAAGAG